Molecule: messenger RNA, 1704 nt
Organism: Xylaria bambusicola
Lineage: Eukaryota; Fungi; Ascomycota; Sordariomycetes; Xylariales; Xylariaceae
Exons: 1
Coding region: 1-1704 (567 amino acids)
Source: RefSeq, a predicted model, not a curated record
AUGGUCUCACAACCCGAGUAUAACCACUCCUCCCUUGCCCUUCGCGGGCCUUCCUCCGUUGUCUCUUCUCGCUCCGCCUCCCGCCCACAUGCAUCGUCCCGCAGCAAGCGGUAUAACCGGUCGCACGCCGGCGGCGCUUCCUAUGUGCCUCAGAACGAGUUUCCUGUCUUCAGCUACUCCGGCGAUGUUGAGAUUAUAAUAGCUGCCGGUGGAAGGGAGAAUCGGUACUUGCUGCACAGGCAUACCUUGACGAGAUGCUCGGGCUUCUUCGAGGCGAGCACCAGCCAGGAAUGGUCCAAAGCUACUGUGCUACCACCACUCCCGGAACCAUCGUCCAGAGAGCUGUCAAGGAUUGGAGAGGACACCGGCAGUACCACCGAGAGUGAGGUAGCUACUAGACAGGGCGCGACAUCACCCAUACCGAGGAGGCGAUGGCGUUACGAGCUAGACGCAGGCGUGGAUAGAGACGACAUACCAAUGCUGGUGCAGAGGGAAGCUAAUGCAAGCAAUCAAACAAAUAAUCAAAAACCAUCUGCGACCUCAACCUCACUCUUCGGCGGUGGAAAUAAUUCAUCUAGUUUGAACGUACCGCGAAAUAAAGGAGACCACUCACGCAUGCACUCGACGAAUUCCUUCUUCCGUUCCGUCGCGAACCUAUCACUUUCAGCCCCGAAACCAGAAUCUCAAAUCGCGCAACCUCUCUCGCAGAUCGAUGCCGACUUAUUGCGCGAUUAUGACAACCUUUUCCGCAUCUUUUACAACUACCCACCAGUGCUCGACUCCAUCAGCAUACCCGAUGCCUACGUUCAGUGCAAAUCGCUGCUGAGGCUCGCAGAUCAAUACGAUGCUCUCGCUGUUGUUGGGCCUCGGGUCGAUCAUCAUCUCCUGCAGUUUCAAGGCCGGCUAUGGAAGCAGAUUGCAAGAUACCCGGUCAGCUAUCUACGUCUGGGAUAUCUCAGUCGUAGCAAAGUCAUUUUUCAAGAGGCGUUGAUUCACAUUGUCGGGCAGUGGCCGGCUAACGAGCAUACCAUUCGCACCUCAUUUCCGGAGAUUGUGUUAGAUAUCAUUGAAGACAAGGUAGAGGAACUCGAGGAAACUGUCAGCCGUACCGAGGGUCAGUUAUUCAGACUCAGUCUCACAACCUCUCGCGGUGAGCGCGUAAGCCCACAGAAUUCGUACCUUGACUGGCUUGCCGUGUCUCUAUUCCGGCAGUGGCUAGCCGAUAGCACAAGUCCGCCGCCCAUACCUCCUCCACCAGUCCGGCAGUCAUCCUCUUCAUUUAGUUCAAGACACCAUGCUUCAAGCCAUUCUACCCGUGACGCUGGCGGGAGAGCCCCGCCGCCAUCAACGGUUAAUACGACUUUAGGUAGAGCAACUGUCCCCACGCUAGAGAACGUCGGUCGUACAUAUCGUACGCUAGGAUCAGCAACGGGCGCUGGAUAUUUGGGCCACGAUGAGUGCAAGCGUUUCCUCAAACUCACGCCCGAACUGUACACGCGCGAUAAUCUAAGGCGAUUCGAGAAGCGCAUCGACGAGCUCAAAUGCGCGGCACGAGAGGUCGUCCGCCCCCUCAUGGGAACCAGGCUGGAGCUCGAACUCGAUAGGGUCGUGAACGGCACGGCCGGACCUGCUGCUGGCACAACGAACUAUCUCACCUGUAUCGAGGUGCAGGGAAGAGAUCUACCCUGGAACUCCGAGGAAUAA